CCCACGUGCAGAGGGACUGACAUACACAAGCAGCUCACAGGCAGGGGGGAAGCUCUGGGGCUUAGGAUGCUGGAGGAGCAAAGUGGCAGUGGUACUGGCUUAUAGGGCAGGGACGUGUAACAAACUCAGGCUGAAAAGUGCCAGGAAGCCCUGACAAUAUUCCCAAGAAGCCCUGGGAGCAACAAAAAAUUUGUCCAGGGAGAAAUCAAACCAGCAUCACUGCACUGCUUGCUGCGGCUUUAGAAUGGCCGAAAGAGGGGAUUCACUAGAUAACAAGUGCCGGAGAGCAAUGGGACAUGAUAUCUGCCUGUACUUCAUCACAGUAUGAACUACCAAUGCAGCCGGUAGCAAUUCACAUCACUUGAUCUCCUUCAGCCAUGGCAUGUGCUAUACAAGUGCACAGAAGUGGGAAAUAUCACCUUGUUUUAGGGCCAUUCUGAAAUAGUUUGUUUCUGCAUUUGGUCAAUUCACUGUUCACAUCAAUCAGACAGAGGAGCUUGCAAUCUACUUGUUUUUGUCCACAAGGAGUAAGUUGGGGAACAUGAACUGCUGCAAUAGCUACUAGCUUAGCAUAUUUGGUGCCUGGGAGACAGUUUCUAAUGCUAUGGCAUUGGCACUCUGGCAACUUUAGCAUGGCGAGCUCAGCAUGCCUUCGGCUAGCAUGGCACUCCCCACAUCCCUGCCUGAGCCACUGCCCAGAAGCAUUUUUAGGAAGUUUGUUAUGAUGCUUUGUUCCCUUCUCAUGUCCCUCUAUGUCUUCUACUGCCUGGCUGAGCAGUGCCAGAGCCUUCCAGGACCCAUCAUUCAUGCCUCUGAAGAAGAGGAAGGUGGGUAUCAGGAGUCGGAUAUAACCAUCUGGCAGUCAGUGAAAAGGAAGAAGCUGUUGCAGAAGAUGAAGGAGCAAAGAUGGACACAGGGCAAGGGAGCCCCCUGGAGCCGACAUUUCCUCAGCCGUGCAGUAGUCUAUGCCCACGCUGGGGUAGAGAACAAGGCAAGAACACCCAUGCUUGAUAGCACCCUGAUUCCCUUGGGAGAAGGCAGCAAGAAUCUGCCCCAAGCUAUCAUUAUCGGAGUGAAGAAAGGGGGCACCCGAGCUCUGCUGGAGUUUCUCCGGAUCCACCCAGACAUCAGGGCGGUUGGGGCUGAACCCCACUUCUUUGAUCGGAAUUAUGACAAGGGACUGGAGUGGUACAGGGAUCUGAUGCCCAGGACACUGGAUGGUCAGAUCACCAUGGAGAAGACACCCAGCUACUUUGUAACUAAGGAGGCUCCAGCACGGAUCUCAUCCAUGUCUAAGGAGGUCAAGUUGAUUGUGGUUGUUAGAGAUCCUGUAACACGAGUUAUCUCUGACUACACCCAGACCUUGUCCAAACGGCCGGACAUCCCUAGUUUUGAGAGUCUGACUUUCAAAAACAGGACUACAGGUCUUAUAGACACAUCUUGGAGCGCCAUACAAAUCGGCAUCUACGCCAAGCACUUGGAGAACUGGCUAUUGGAUUUUCCCAUUGCCCAAAUACUGUUUGUGAGCGGAGAAAGGCUCAUUACGGAUCCUGCCGGAGAGUUAGGGCGGGUACAGGAUUUCUUGGGGCUAAAGAGGAUCAUCACCGACAAACACUUUUACUUCAACAAGACGAAAGGCUUUCCGUGUCUGAAAAAGGCAGAGGGGAGCAGCAAGCCACAUUGUCUAGGGAAAACUAAGGGUAGAACUCACCCCAACAUAGACCCUAAAGUGGUGCAAAGACUGCGGGAAUUCUACCGGCCUUUUAACAUGAAGUUCUACCAAAUGACUGGACAAGACUUUGGUUGGAAUUAUUAAAGAGAUAAAGUAUAAUAUAUAUAUCUAUUUUUCUAAUACGUAACUGGAAAACAAAUACAAUGCUUGAUGCCUCUUGGAAAUGAAUGGUCAACCCCAAUGUACCUCUGUUGUAUGUUAAAUUCCUCGAAUGUAAAGCAAACAUGGAGUUUAAAUGAUUUCCAGGACACUAAGGGCAAGUCUAUUGCAACAUGAGACUGUGGUCAAUGAUGUCUAGUGUAUCUUUUAUUUCUGCAGCCAGUACCUAUAAUUGCUCUGAUAAAUAAGUAUAUAUGUAUAUCCCUGUUAUAGUUUUCCAAGAGGAGGAGAAAGAUCAACAGCAAAAGUUCAAAAUUUCAUUGAGCUGUUUUAUACUAGAAAAAGAUUUAAACCUCAUAUUUAUUCUUUCUGAAAUUAGGCUAUUUUUAUAUCAGAAUUAACAUGUUUCAUAAUUAAUCACUACCCCCCUUCUGAAAUGCCCUUUUAAAAAAAAAUUGAACCCAUUAUAUCUCGAGUGCCAGUUUCAAUAAACCACAUUUUUUUUCCAA
Messenger RNA from Xenopus laevis (African clawed frog), 2340 nucleotides. RefSeq names its product heparan sulfate glucosamine 3-O-sulfotransferase 3A1. The coding region runs from base 647 to 1816 and encodes 389 amino acids. The transcript has 2 exons. The record is from RefSeq and is a predicted model, not a curated record. Lineage: Eukaryota; Metazoa; Chordata; Amphibia; Anura; Pipidae.